CCCUGGACGUUAGGAGCCACCGCUGCCCUCUCGGUCACCUGAAGCCCUCUCCACCUCCUGCCCUCGCUCGGAGCCCCUGCCCCGCUCGCCGCCGGACCCUGGCAUGUCAAGGCCUGGCUCGCGCCUGCCUGCCCAGCCCGCGGAACCCCGGCGGCCCCGCGAGCUAGGAUGAGGGGCCAGGCCGCUGCCCCGGGCCCUCUCUGGAUCCUCGGUCCGCUGCUGCUGCAGCUGCUGCUGCUGGGGCGUGGGGCGCGUGCGGCCUCGGGGGCAGACGUGGGGCCCGGGGCCGAGCCGUGCGCCACGCUGGUGCAGGGCAAGUUCUUUGGGUACUUCUCGGCGGCCGCCGUGUUCCCAGCCAACGCCUCGCGCUGCUCCUGGACCCUGCGCAACCCGGACCCGCGGCGCUACACGCUCUACAUGAAGGUCGCCAAGGCGCCCACGCCCUGCAGCGGCCCUGGCCACGUGCGCACCUACCAAUUCGACUCCUUCCUCGAGUCCACGCGCACCUACCUGGGCGUGGAGAGCUUCGACGAGGUGCUGCGGCUCUGCGACCCCUCGGCGCCCUUGGCCUUCCUGCAGGCCAGCAAGCAGUUCCUGCAGAUGCGGCGCCAGCAGCCGCCCUGGGACACUGACCUCGGCCCGCCGGGCGGGCCCCCCGGCCCUGGCGACGACUUCUCCGUGGAGUACCUGGUCGUGGGCAACCGCAACCCCAGCCGGGCCGCCUGCCAGAUGCUGUGCCGCUGGCUGGACGCCUGUCUGGCCGGCAGCCGCAGCUCGCACCCCUGCGGCAUCAUGCAGACCCCCUGUGCCUGCCUCGGCGGGGACGCCAGUGACCCUGCCUCCAGCCCCCUGGUCCCCCGUGGGGACGUCUGCCUGAGGGACGGCAUGGCUGGUGGCCCUGAGAACUGCCUCACCAGCCUGACCCAGGACCGGGGCGGGGAUGGCACCCCAGGCGGCUGGAAGCUGUGGUCCCUGUGGGGCGAGUGCACGCGGGACUGCGGGGGAGGCCUGCAGACGCGGACGCGCACCUGCCUGCCCGCGCCGGGCAUCGAGGGCGGCGGCUGCGAGGGGGUUCUGGAAGAGGGCCGCCUGUGCAACCGCAAGGCCUGCGGCCCCGCCGGGCGCACCAGUUCCCGGAGCCAGUCCCUGCGGUCCACGGAUGCCCGGCGGCGUGAGGAGCUGGGGGACGAGCUGCAGCAUUUUGGGUUCCCGUCCCCGCAGACAGGUGACCCCGCGGCCGAGGAGUGGUCCCCGUGGAGCGUGUGCUCCAGCACCUGCGGCGAGGGCUGGCAGACCCGCACGCGCUUCUGCGUGUCCUCCUCCUACAGCACGCAGUGCAGCGGGCCCCUGCGGGAGCAGCGGCUGUGCAACAACUCCGCCGUGUGUCCAGUGCAUGGCGCUUGGGAUGAGUGGUCGCCCUGGAGCCUGUGCUCCAGCACCUGUGGCCGCGGCUUCCGAGACCGCACGCGCACCUGCAGGCCGCCCCAGUUUGGAGGCAACCCCUGUGAGGGCCCCGAGAAGCAAACGAAGUUCUGCAACAUUGCCUUGUGCCCUGUGGAUGGAAACUGGAACGAGUGGUCGAGCUGGAGCACGUGCUCCGCCAGCUGCUCCCAGGGCCGGCAGCAGCGCACACGGGAGUGCAACGGGCCUUCAUACGGGGGCGCAGAGUGCCAGGGCCACUGGGUGGAGACGCGAGACUGCUUCCUGCAGCAGUGCCCAGUGGACGGGAAGUGGCAGGCCUGGGCAUCGUGGGGCGGCUGCAGUGUCACCUGUGGGGGCGGCACGCAGCGACGGGAGCGUGUCUGCCUGGGGCCCUUCUUCGGGGGAGUGGCCUGCCAGGGCCCGCAGGAUGAGUACCGGCAGUGCAGCGCCCAGCGGUGUCCUGAGCCCCAUGAGAUCUGUGACGAGGACAACUUUGGUGCUGUGAUCUGGAAAGAGACCCCAGCGGGAGAGGUGGCCGCUGUCCGGUGUCCCCGAAACGCCACGGGCCUCAUCCUGCGGCGCUGUGAGCUGGACGAGGAGGGCAUCGCCUACUGGGAGCCCCCCACCUACAUCCGCUGCGUCUCCAUUGACUACCGAAACAUCCAGAUGAUGACUCGGGAGCACCUGGCGAAGGCGCAGCGUGGGCUGCCCGGGGAGGGCGUUUCCGAGGUAAUCCAGACGCUGGUGGAGAUCUCCCAGGAUGGGACCAGCUACAGUGGGGACCUGCUCUCCACCAUCGACGUCCUAAGGAACAUGACGGAGAUCUUCCGGAGGGCCUACUACAGCCCCACUCCCGGGGAUGUGCAGAACUUUGUCCAGAUCAUCAGCAACCUGCUGGCAGAGGAGAACCGGGACAAGUGGGAGGAGGCCCAGCUGAUGGGCCCCAACACCAAGGAGCUGUUCCGGCUGGUGGAGGACUUUGUGGAUGUCAUCGGCUUCCGCAUGAAGGACUUGCGGGACGCGUACCAGGUGACGGACAACCUGGUUCUCAGCAUCCACAAGCUCCCUGCCAGCAGAGCCACAGACAUCAGCUUCCCCAUGAAGGGCUGGCGGGCCACAGGCGACUGGGCCAAGGUGCCGGAGGACAGGGUCACUGUGUCCAAGAGCGUCUUCUCCACAGGGCUGGCAGAGGCCGACGACUCGUCCGUGUUUGUGGUGGGCACCGUGCUCUACCGGAACCUGGGCAGCUUCCUGGCGCUGCAGAGGAACACGACCGUCCUGAACUCCAAGGUCAUCUCGGUGACUGUGAAGCCCCCGCCUCGCUCCCUGCUCACACCCCUGGAGAUCGAGUUUGCCCACAUGUACAACGGCACCACCAACCAGACCUGUAUCCUGUGGGACGAGUCGGACGUGUAA
Messenger RNA from Ceratotherium simum simum (southern white rhinoceros), 2838 nucleotides. NCBI's taxonomy places the organism in Eukaryota, Metazoa, Chordata, Mammalia, Perissodactyla, Rhinocerotidae. The record is from RefSeq and is a predicted model, not a curated record.